This is a messenger RNA of Hermetia illucens (black soldier fly), 1788 nucleotides long. Its product is annotated as trimeric intracellular cation channel type 1B.1. The coding region runs from base 378 to 1208 and encodes 276 amino acids. Lineage: Eukaryota; Metazoa; Arthropoda; Insecta; Diptera; Stratiomyidae. The record is from RefSeq and is a predicted model, not a curated record. Gene Ontology annotation, biological process: potassium ion transmembrane transport. Gene Ontology annotation, cellular component: membrane. The transcript has 4 exons. Gene Ontology annotation, molecular function: identical protein binding; potassium channel activity.
AGCAGUAUCUAAAAUUAAACAUUCGAGGCGAGCAGGCUGACUGGCGAGGGCAGAAAAAUUUCCUUUUCAGUGCGUGCUGUUGAGAAAAUUCUAUUUUCCACGGGUGGGAAAAUAUGUCGUCUAAGUGUGCCGCGAAAACGGAGUGAAAGUGAACGGUUUGAAGGUUUCCCGAAUAGAUUUUGCUAGCGGUUCCAUUUCGUUAUCAAAGUUAGUAUCAAGUGGAUCCAUUACGUAGUUAUCAACAUUGCUUGCAGCAGGGGAUGUUGCUGGGUUUGUGUACUGGCUGAGUAGCAUAUUAUACAACGUAGUAAGCGACAGCUUCAGCUGAUUUUGAACAUUUUAACAAGACAGACGUCAAGCGCACGAAUCCAUUCACCAUGGAUCCAGAAGCAUUCUUGGACAUGGCCAAUCAGGUCAUCAAACUAAAGAUGUUUCCGUACUUUGACAUCGCACACAGUCUUUUAUGCGCUUUGAGUGUUCGCGAAGAUUUAGGUCCUGGUGCCCAAGCCUUCUCCAGAAAGCAUCCCCUUUCUUGUUGGCUGUCAACGAUGUUAGUUAUUUUUGCUGGAGGGAUGGUUGCUAAUGGUUUGUUGGGAGAACCAGUUUUGGCACCCUUGAAGAAUACGCCACAAUUGAUAGUAGCUACGGUAGUUUGGUAUCUUGUGUUCUACACCCCGUUCGAUAUAGGGUACAAAGUUGGAAAGUUCUUGCCCAUAAAGAUAGUAGCCAGUGCUAUGAAAGAGAUCUACAGAGCAAAGAAGGUUUAUGAUGGCGUUACGCAUGCAGCUAAAUUGUACCCGAAUGCCUGGAUUAUUAUGAUCAUAAUUGGAACUCUAAAAGGAAAUGGCGCUGGAUUCACGAAACUUUUUGAAAGACUCAUUCGCGGUGCUUGGACGCCAACCGCCAUGGAGUUUAUGCAGCCAAGCUUUUACACCAAAGCAUCACUUGUUGCCUCAAUCAUAUUCGUGCUCGAUAAAAAGACUGAUUGGAUCUCAGCACCUCACGCCCUCGUCUACUUCGGUAUCGUUAUUUUCUUGGUUUACUUCAAACUCUCAUCAAUUCUUCUGGGCAUCCACGAUCCUUUCAUACCAUUUGAGAAUUUAUUCUGCGCUUUGUUCCUUGGUGGAAUCUGGGACAGUCUGGCUAAGAUUUUGGGACGUGGACAAGUCAAGGAAGGCGAAAAUAAGGACGUUAAAAAGACUAAUUAAGGAAAAGCACAAAAAGAUUUUAAUUUACUUCUAAACGUAUUUUAAAUUCAAAAUGGAAAGCCUAUCGAAGAUGGAGGAAGAAGUGCAGCUUUAAGAAGAAACGGCGUUCACGCAAAUGAGGACCUGUUACCCGAUUCAUAACAUUUUUACGAGGAGACUAUUUUUAUUUUUGAACAUUUUAUGAUAUAUUCACAACACCAUCUUCAACAUUGUUAGUCUUAUAUUAUUAGAAAAGUUUUCUGUGUUCAGUCUAGUCAUAUCCUUCUUGAUAGAGAGCAUUUUAAUGUGGGUGAUGUUCGCUACCGACGAGGAUUGCAUCCUUAUUCUUUACUUUUAUGUACAUUGUCCCAUAUUGACUGUAGUUUAAAAACCGAAUUUAUUUCAUAUUUUUAUGUAAUUUUAGCGACAUUAUUUUAAGAGUCAUUUAGUUGAUUGAGGUGCCAAGAGGAGGACAAACAAGAACAAUACCGAAGAAAUAAAGAUAAGAGGUGCUGAGUUAGAUUUUAAUCUCGUUUUAAUCUCGGGAUUUUUAUCUGGAGCUUCAAAGUAAUGUGAAAAUAAAAUUUUGAGAUACAAAAAC